AUGUUCAAGCCACUCUUCGCAUGCCUGGCUGGCGAAUGCAACAUUCAGUGCAGAUUUGCUGCCGGUUCUACAAAUCUUCGUGAGUUAGGACGUUACAUGAGGACGCGAGAGCUAUCAUCCUUCCAGCCAAACUUCAAUGUACAAGAGAUCGAUCACGACGAGAGUGCACAGCACAUCCAAAUUGAUACUCAAAUCAUCCAGGAUACGAUUGACAAGGGGAAAUUCAACCUCGAGCCUUUCGUCAUACGUUUGAAUUCAGAAACAUCCGUGGUUUCAAUCAACCUACACUUGGUUAAAAUCGUAAAAUACUCACUGCCUAUUGAUCAGAAACAUUACCCCAUCAGUGGAUUUCCUCGGCCGCUCUAUGACAGAACCAGUGUGAAUGUUGCCACGGUUCCUUCUCUAUCGAAAACUGAGCUGCAGUUCGAAGAAGGCCAGUCCAUCAGCAAAACCGUAUCCACAGUCCAACAGGCUCCUGUUCCACUAGCCUCCGUAAAGACUCAGCCCAUCUACGACGAAGUCGUCACUAAUUUAAACCCGUCUCUCGUUGGUACAGGGCAGUCUGAUACCCUUGUCGGAGAAGAUGUAUCGCGUUACGCUGGUACCACCAGCGCUUUUGGUGAACAGACUACUCUCGCAGGAUUUAAGGGUAUGGAUAAUCAGGACCAAGACGAUUUGCUUGAUGUCAGUUCGAUCAGCUCACACGGAACGACAGUCCAGGAAAAAGACGCUAAAUCUCAUAUUGCUAAUUUUCUUGCUACGGAUAAGGAUAUUCGAGAUAUAUGCGCCAGUCUCUUGGAGCAAACAGACAGAACUAAGUUUGCUGAAGUGGGGCGUAAGCUUCUGAAGAGCUUCUACUUGCGAUUGCAGGAAGACGCUGACACGGAACUGGAAAAGCAGAGUGUUCGCUUGUUGAAGAGCCGAAGGGGUAGGGUAAGAAUCGUCGAAGAGAUGGCAGACCUGAUCUCUCCAGUCAAUGCAGAGACUGGCAAAAAAAUGGAACACCAUGAAGACGAUCUACUCGAAGCUUUGCGCAUUGAGGAAAGAAAGAAGGCCGUGGAACAGAAUCGCCUGAAGAGACUGCGGCUUGAAGGUUGGACUCGAGCGUAUUCGCAUAAAGCUGACCAUACUGAACUGGAGCCGGCAGAGGAGGAGGAGGAGGAGGCAAAGGAAGCGCUGCUAACAAAGACACAAGGUGAAACAACCUGGAAUGAGGCAUCCGUGGUGGAUCAAGGAGUCCAUGAAGCUGAACUCAUCCCACGAAACCAGGCUGGAGAUGAGAUACUUCAUGACGUCAACGUUACCCACCAUCAAUGGACUGCGAAAGAUAUAGGAUGGUCCAGCGAGGAUGAGGAAGAUGUGUUACCGAAUCUCACUCACCUGGAAUCGUUUUUUCGCAACUCAGAAGCGUUUCAAGUCCUUCUCAACGGAUUCAGAGAAAUGCUGCUUUCACAGUCACUCAAAGACGUCUUGCUAUCAGCUUCUGUGGACCAAAUCCGGCUGUCAUCUGAUCAAGGGGAAUCCUUGGUCAAUAGGUUCAAGGCCUUUGUUGAAGACACCACGAAGCUUGAAUGGGACUGGUGGCCUCUAGAGCAGAGAAUGCGGCCUUUACAGAGAAAUCAGUCAUGCGGCGAACAGUUGUGGAGAGAAAUUUUGCGCAAUGAAGCGAAGAUUAUCGAGCCGAUGCUUGAAGACCGUCCCACCAUGUCCUUUACUGAGGCCAGGUGCAAAAGAUAUCAGAGCUGGACAUCUUGGGCCAAAGGCUCAAAUGGUUCCGAUCACCUGCUACCUGUUUCCAAUGUUCCUAGCGGCAAGAGCUCGCUGAGCGGUACAGCGCAGAGCCCCCAGGGUACCAGCACGGGCUUGACUACUCCAUCAACACCAUCGCAGCCAGGCCCAUCGGUUGGUGCACAGCCGUACACUAGUAUCGUCCGGCCUAACACUCCUCCUAGUAGUUCUUGGGUGAUUUUCGGCGUGCAAGGACCUCGUCCCAGGCUGGAAGCUGGUGAAAUCGUUGUCAACGACAAGAUGGACGACAGCACUUUCUACAGAAAUCUCAAGAAACACUAUCAGAAAAGCUGGGGACGCUUCAGACUCUGGCUCUCGUUCUGGAGAUUAGGUUACUGCGAGGUUGUUAAGUUCAAGUACUACGCGCCCGAUAUCAUCAUAAGGCAUCAUUCAGAUCUACCUGUCGAUCUAGAAUAUAAGUACAAGCCCCGGCCGCCAGCCUCCGAUGCUUUCAAUCCCCCGAUUUCGAGCCACGAAUUUGCCAUGCACUUCAACGCCUGCGAUGAGCCAUGUCGCUGGAAAUCGCUACCACGGCAUUUCUGUAUGCCACAAUUGCAUGGAACCAUUACAGUGGAUCGUGUGCCCAAAAAGAGCUCACCAUUUGACCU
This is a messenger RNA of Boeremia exigua, 2396 nucleotides long. RefSeq lists its product as uncharacterized. The record is from RefSeq and is a predicted model, not a curated record. The transcript is spliced from 5 exons. The annotation marks the transcript as partial. NCBI's taxonomy places the organism in Eukaryota, Fungi, Ascomycota, Dothideomycetes, Pleosporales, Didymellaceae.